This is a messenger RNA of Cantharellus anzutake, 766 nucleotides long. RefSeq lists its product as uncharacterized. Bases 116 to 619 code for a protein of 167 amino acids. Lineage: Eukaryota; Fungi; Basidiomycota; Agaricomycetes; Cantharellales; Hydnaceae. The record is from RefSeq and is a predicted model, not a curated record. The transcript has 5 exons.
AAAGACCAAGGCAUCCAGGAUUUCUAGCCCUCGACCUUUCCCCCGUUCAGCAGAAUGAACCAUUUUUGCCUCAUCAUCACCCUAUUUGUUGUAUUCCUGAGGCUCGUUAGCUGCGAUGAGAAUAGAACCGUGUUUGCAGACAACCGGACGCUGGAGUACAGGAGUCCGAACACAACGGAAGGAGAUUGGCAUGGCAAAAUUUGGCUGUGGUAUCCCGAUCCAAGAAACACUUGAACAAAGCGCCUCUGUUUCUCUGACAUUUCGUGGGACAUUUGCCCAGGCCUUCCUCCUCAGUGCCAACACAACAUCAAGCGCCGACAUUUUCAUGGACGGCAGAUACCAGACUACCAUAGAUACCUGGAGCAAUACUAGCUAUAGCAGCUGCUUGUACAAAUAUUGGAACUCGUCCAAGUUAACAGCGGCGGAUCACACAAUCACUGUUACUCACAGGAAAUUAAAUGGCAGCCAUCCAAACCUCGAAUUCGUGAAAUAUACAUACGUCUCCGCCCCUCGGAAAAAAGGCGGUCUAUCGCUUGGCGCCAAAAUAGGUAUUGGUAUUGGUAUCUCAGUGGCCCUCUCGAUCACAUGCGGGCGGGCGAGUCGUAAUAGUCGUAGAUGAGAGCGCUGCAGCGCGCGUGUGUGGAGGAGUAAUGUCAUUUGCCGCUUAUGUAGCAACCAAAGCAGUCUCGGUAAUGUGGAUUUCCACUGUUGAUUAAAGCGUUUCAAAGAUAAUAUUCCGGCUGAAGAUGGUGCUUGUCUGCCAGCA